CUCAUAGGUGAUAAAAUCUUUAACCAAACAAAGAACCCUAGACGAGAUCAAUGGCCUCGUCUGGAAUGCCGCUUCACUCAAAUGGUCCCGCGACCUUCGCGACAAGUGGAGGUACUGGUGGCAAGAGGAAGAGAUUCAGCAGAGUUAUAAGCAGUUCAUACGCAGGAAGCAAUCCGGCGAGGCCAUCUUCCGGGAACUCGCGAAUUGUGACGAUGCUUGAUCCCUUGGAAGCCAAGCGACUGGCAGCAGCAGAAAUGGAGCGGAUUAAAUUCCGCGCCAAGCUCAAGCGACGACGCGAGAUCGAAGCGAUAAAUGGUGGCUGGGCGAUGCUUGGCCUCACGUCUGGGAUCAUUAUCGAAUCUCACACAGGGAAAAGCAUCCCUGACCAGGUUAUCGGGUACGUCAACCUGGCCAAUGCAAUGAUAUCGCAGUUCACGUCCCACUUCUAGAACAUUUUUUCAGAAAAAUGCUAUACCUUUAUUAAAGGUAUUUUUUAAGAAAAAAGAAAACCGGAUGAACCCGGCGUGACUCGAA
Molecule: messenger RNA, 534 nt
Organism: Selaginella moellendorffii
Lineage: Eukaryota; Viridiplantae; Streptophyta; Lycopodiopsida; Selaginellales; Selaginellaceae
Exons: 5
Coding region: 51-449 (132 amino acids)
Cellular component (GO): chloroplast thylakoid membrane
Source: RefSeq, a predicted model, not a curated record